Molecule: messenger RNA, 2855 nt
Organism: Condylostylus longicornis
Lineage: Eukaryota; Metazoa; Arthropoda; Insecta; Diptera; Dolichopodidae
Exons: 12
Coding region: 195-2747 (850 amino acids)
Biological process (GO): proteolysis
Molecular function (GO): serine-type endopeptidase activity
Source: RefSeq, a predicted model, not a curated record
UCGCACAGUUUUUUUUUGUUUUCGAUUCGAUUUCCUAUUUAUACGCUUAAAUUAAUAAAUAAGAAAAAAAUUUAAAAUCUUCAAAUUGCAUUAAGUUUGUUUUUUUAUUCAAUUUUUUAAUAUAUACAACAUAUGUACAUAAGUAUAUUUACUUAAAACUCGUUUUAAUUUUGUUUUGUGUGAAAAAGCUCAAAAUGAAUUUAAUAUUAGUCUUGAAUAUAUUAACAUUUCUUGGAAUCAAUGUGUCAAAUAUAUUCGCUAUGACCUCAAUUGAAAGUUGUAUUACUCCAUCACCUGAAAAUGCUAGAGGUUGGUGCAUACCAAUAGCACAAUGUAAAAUUCUUGCCGAUAUAAGUGAUUUACCAUUAAGCUUAUUUCCAAUGCGAUAUGAUACAUUCAUAAGAAAUUCAAAUUGUUCCGAUCAAAUUGAAGAGAAAUAUUGCUGUGUACUACAACAUAUUGAUCCUGAAUUCGCCAAGAUCAAUAAUUUAAUAAAUUCAAAUGGCCUAGUUGAUAAAAGUAUUUCUAAUUCAAAAUCUCCUUCAAAUUUUGUACACAAUCCCAUUCUUGAUACUCCAAAUUCUCCAUCAAUUAAUACAGCUGGCAUUGAAAAUCAUCAAAAUUUACAACUACUAGGAAGUGAUUGCGGUGACAUACCAGAAAAAAAUAAAGUAUCAAAUGGUGAAGCAGCAGGAUUAAAUGAAUUUCCUUUUAUGGCACAUUUACAAUAUGAAGAAAGAAGUCCAUUUUAUGCAUGUGGUGGAUCAUUGAUUAAUGAAAGAUAUGUUCUAACAGCAGCUCAUUGUAUAACUCCAGAGCUUUUCAGUGUUCGACUUGGUGAUCAUAAUGUAGAUACAGAAAUAGAUUGCGAAAUAGAUGAAUUUAAUAAUGAUGAACAUUGCAACGAUCCGCCACAAGAUAUCAAAAUUGAAAGUAGAAUUACACACAGUGAGUAUGUAAGGUUUGCAGGAGUAAAUGAUAUCGCUUUAAUACGUUUAAGUAGACCAGCAAAUAUGACAACAAAUAAUGUAAGAUCAAUUUGUUUACCUAUUACUGCUGACUUAAGAAAUGCAGAUGUAAAAACUGGUCAAAUAAGUGGAUGGGGAGGUACAGAAAAAAAUAUUUCAUCAAAUAUACUUCAAGUAGGAACACUUUUAGUUAAUCAAGAAAGAGAGAAAUGUGAAAAUUCUUAUUUGGCAAAUCAUUCAGUAAAAGUAACGGAUAGGGUAUUAUGUGCAAAGGGAAAAAAGAAUGUUGAUAGUUGUAAAGGUGAUUCAGGUGGACCAUUAUUUAACAAAAGGCAAUUAAGAAUUGGAGAAAUAAAAAAAUACAUUCAAUAUGGAAUAGUAGCCUCAGGACCACCAAUACGUUGUGGUGACACUAAUGCUGUCGGUGGUUCACUUUAUACAAAUGUCCCUAAAUUUAUGAAUUGGAUUUUAGAUAAUCUUAUUUUUAAUGUGAUUGGUAACAUUAGUGAUAAAUCAAUGGCAUUUAUUAAUAUGAUGGGCGCCUUGAAUUUUUAUAAAAUUUAUUUUAUAAUCGUAUUUUUAUGCAAAAGUAUUAAUUUAAAUGAAGCACAAUAUCAAACAUGUAAAACACCAACAAUUCCAGAACCGACUGAAUUAGAUGGAUUAUGUGUUUCGAAACCGGAAUGUAAAUCUAUUUUUGAUAUUGUUAAAAGAGAUCCGAAAAAAAUUCCACAAUCAAUUUUAAUAUAUUUAGUAAAAGCGAAUUGCGGAACAUUUAAUGGCAUAAGUUAUAUAUGCUGUAAAGAUAUUUAUUUGUCAUCCAAUGCACGUAAAUUGUUCAUUGAAGCAAAGGAAGAAGAAUCAUCAAUAUCUUUGACUAGUUUAAGACAACCACGAAUAUCUGAUAGAACAAUCAAUAAAGAAACAGUUAUUGAAGAACAUCCAAAUAUAGCAUUGUUACCGAAAGAAUGUCAAGUAUUACAAUUGACAUUAGAUGAUCGAAUAUCAAAUGGUAAUGAUGCAGCAUUAGAAGAGUUCCGAUUUAUUGCUCUUACACAAUACGAAACAUCAAAUGGUGAAAAAUCAUCAUUUUAUUGUGGCGGCUCAUUAAUUUCAAUCAAAUAUGUUUUGACAGCAGCACAUUGCGCCAGUGUAGAUGGAAUCAUUUUAAAAUCUGUAAUUCUGGGAGAAUACAAUACUAAAACAAAUCCAGAUUGUACGGAAGAUGGAAAAUAUUGUACAGAUGUAAUUCAAAAUAUUCCAGUGGAAGAAAAAAUAAUACAUGAAAAUUACAAUAUAAAACAAUUUGCUAAUGAUAUUGCUUUACUCAGGCUGGCAGAACCAGCUAAUUUAAAUGUAAGGAACGUAGCAACAAUAUGUUUACCAAUUUACUCAGAAUUACGAAGUCGGAAAAUUGAAGACACUUAUGUUGCCGGUUGGGGUGCAACUGAAAAACAUCACGUUACAUCAAUUCUUCAAAAAGCGGCAUUUUCAAUUACAGAUCAUAAUAAAUGUAAAUUAUUAUAUCGCCGUUAUAAUAUACGUAUACUUGAAUCACAUAUAUGUGCUGGAGGUGAAAAUAAUAUAGAUGCAUGUCGUGGUGAUUCUGGUGGACCAUUAUUCUCUUUAUUAAAAUUUGGUAAAAAUUUUAUACCACGUUAUGUACAAUAUGGGGUUGUUUCAGGUGGUACAGCAAAAUGUGGAACUGUUAGUUUCCCAGGAUUAUAUUCAAAUGUUUCAUUUCAUAUGAAAUGGAUUUUAGAUAAUAUGAAAGAAUAAGAAUCAAAAAUGGUUUCUAUAUUUUCUUUUUAUCUAAAAUUACCUUAUAUAUUAUAACUUGUAUAUUGAUAAACCAUUAGAAUUAGAAAUAAAAGCACUGACAACUCA